This is a messenger RNA of Anoplopoma fimbria (sablefish), 8943 nucleotides long. It is a transcript of the gene pgap1, whose product is annotated as post-GPI attachment to proteins inositol deacylase 1. Bases 97 to 2913 code for a protein of 938 amino acids. The transcript has 26 exons. NCBI's taxonomy places the organism in Eukaryota, Metazoa, Chordata, Actinopteri, Perciformes, Anoplopomatidae. Gene Ontology annotation, biological process: GPI anchor metabolic process; endoplasmic reticulum to Golgi vesicle-mediated transport. Gene Ontology annotation, molecular function: phosphatidylinositol deacylase activity. Gene Ontology annotation, cellular component: endoplasmic reticulum. The record is from RefSeq and is a predicted model, not a curated record.
GUGUCUUGCUACGGCGAGGAGUUCGCAGAAUGAGAACGGAAAACAUGGAGACUGAACACUUGUGAUAUCUCUACAACCCGGAGUCCGAAUUGAACCAUGAAACUCGCCACUGUGGCCUUCUACGGGUUGGCUCUGGGGCUUCUGGCGGUCGGCCUGCGAGAGUUGCUGACUGGCUUCGAGGAGAACAGAUGCAGUAUGACCUAUAUGUUUGAAUACCCGGAGUACCGGCGUGUGGCUCUGCCUCGUCGCGUGGCCAGACUGUACCCAGCGUACGGCCUCUACCUGUAUGGAGAGGGUCUGUACGCCCAGGAGACCCGAUCGCUCAAACUCACCGGUGCCCCUGUGCUCUUCCUGCCUGGAAACGCAGGCAGCCACAAACAAGCUCGCUCCCUGGGCUCAGUGGCCUUGAGGAAGGCCGAGAACAUGGAGGGAGGUCUCCACUUCAACGUGUUCACCGUGGACUUCAACGAGGAGCUGGUGGCGCUCUACGGCGGCAGCCUGCUUAGGCAGACACACUUCCUGCAUGAGAGCAUUAAGGCCAUCCUGAGGCUCUACAAGUCCCUGAAGACCCCACCUCAGAGUGUGGUGCUUGUUGGUCACUCCAUGGGAGGAGUGGUGGCCCGGGCGCUCUUCACUUUGCCCCGCUUUAACACCAAUCUGGUCAGCCUCAUCAUUACCCAGGCCUCCCCCCACCUGGCUCCGGUGCUGGCCCUGGACCCGUACCUGCUGGAUUUCUACUCUGCAGUAAGACAGAAGUGGAUUAACCAGGCGAAAAAGCUCAGGAACGUCACGGUUCUGUCUGUCGGGGGUGGUUACCGUGACUACCAGGUCCGCUCCGGCCUGACAUCCCUGCCUUGUACCCCAGGAGACCCCAAUAAGUUGUCCCUAGUGGUGACUGCAGUUCCCAGGACUUGGGUGUCCACUGACCAUCUGUCAAUCGUUUGGUGCAAAGAGCUUGUUCUCGCUACUGUCAGGGCAUUCUUUGACCUCAUCGAUCCAGAAACCAGACAGUUCACAGUAAACCCAGAGAAGAAAAUGGCUGUACUAAACCAUCACUUCAUCAGACACCCUGUCAGGAUGCUGGAAGAAACUGAAGACACCUCCAUCUCCAUCUCAGAUUUUCCUGAAGCGUGGAGUGAAGUUAACACACUGCGCCUGGCUUACAGCACACCAAAGGAAGGACAAGUCAAAUACUUUCUUUUUGCCCUGUCGAGUCGCAGGAAGGCCUACAGCCAUUUCUACUGCCGAAGCAACAACCUGGAGAUGACUAGCUGGGUUUACGGCUGCGUGAACAAGAACAGUUCCUCGUGUGUGAGUGCGGUGGAUCUGUCCAUGGGAACUGAGCUUCUGCCACCCUACAAGGUCCUGAUUCUGAGUCUCAGUGACUUGUCUUCAGUUACUCACCUGGUUGUUUCGGCCUCCAAUCUCAAUGGCAAGCAGUUCACAGUGGAAUGCGAGUGGCAGAGACAAGAAUCUCAGACUCUGUCUCUCCCAAUGCCACAUGUUCUGUCCUUUGGUUUGUCUGUCAGCGACGUUUCGGUCAACUUCUCUGGACUUCUUCACACCAUCAAGCUGCAACACUUUCACCAGGUCUAUCAGGCUUUCAGGAUUAGUGUUGCAAGCCAGUGCAAAGUAAAUAAAGAUAGACUGCCCAAUGUGUACAGAAUACACGUGCCGUGGUUUCGAGAGGACUCUUUAACUACAGCCAGUGUGCCAUCAGUGACUGAGAUCUCAGGGAUGCUCCACACAAGUCGUCCAGACAACGCCUCAGGUGUCCUCCUUCAGCUCCACACCGCCCCCAACUGCCAAUAUAAGGUGUCAGUGAGGACUUCAUUACCCAGGGUGCUGGGACAGAUACUGAGGUUCUGUGGUCCCAUGGUGCCGGUGUACACAGCUGUCACGCUGCUCCAGGCCUGUGGGGGGCAGCUGUCCUCCAUCCUGAAGUCAAGGCGAGCUGCAGACAUGAGCCAGGUGGUGGCCAAAGGUCUGCAGCCUCACAAAGUCAAUCUCCCCGUCUUUAUUCUGCACAUCUUACUUAGCUGUAGCUGGUUUCAAGAUGUCUGGUCAUUUCUUUAUCUCCCCCCUAUGGAUGCCCUCCCCUCAACCCACCCUGAUGGUGGUACUCUUGAGGAUGCAGCACCGGUCGAAGAAUGGCCCCUCUUCCUGUCCCCUCUUCUUUACAUCUUGGGGGCAGCCGUGGCGUACUGGGGCAGCGCGCUGCUCCGUCUCAUCAUGCGACUGAUCUCACUUAUAUUAGCUCCACUCCACAGACCAUCUGUGUCUAGAGACUGUGGCACCCUGGGACUCCGGACCCAGCUCCUCAUCACUCUGUGUCUGACUGUUAUAGGAGGGGUGUCCUGCGGGGCGCUGUCCAUCUUUGCUGCCUUUCUGCUCCACCUUUACAGGUUACUGAGGCUACAGAUGACAGAAAGAUCCUUGAGUCACAUGUUGAAUCUGGCACCGCGGAAGCACAGAGAAGCCGAGAACGGCAUCGUCGAUGCAGAAUCUCUGAGCAAGUCUAAAGAAUGUAAUGGCGCCCCCCUGCUGUCUGAGUGUGCUCUGCAGGAGGUGAGGGACGACUUGCAGCUCCACCUCUGCCUAUCUGCACUCUUCACGCUUCCUGUCAUGCUCAUCGCACCCUCACUCCUCCACUGGAUCCGCAACCUGAGGUAUUCCACCCAGCUGGAUCCUGACCCUUGUUGGCCAUGCAGCGUGCCUCUAAUCAUUGUGUACAUCCUGCUUAUUAACUGCAACACUUUAAAACUCAGCAACAGUAAACUCCUGCCUCUGACGUCUUGCCUCUCGCUCCCCUUGUCCAUUGCCAUGGUGACGUUCUCUCCACUCCACCUCUACAGAGUCACCUACUUCCUGUUGGCGGCACUCGUCCCCAUGGCCUUGUGUUGCCUGCUCUGACGGUAUCUGGCCCGUUUCGGUGCACAUCUCUACCAUAAUAAGCCUUUCUCUAAAUUACAGCCCGUCUCCCUGAAGCUGCUCGAGAACCAUUCGUUCCAGGAAGACGUGCUCUAUCUCGCUGCCGUGGAGCAGAGCCAUAGACAUACAUAGCUUGGGGAACUGUGCGCUCGAUGUUGGCACUAAAAGCUCUUUGGCAAUUACACAAUGUUUUUCAAAUAAGAGGAUGUAAUGGCCUUGGACCAUUUGGUGUGAAUAUGGCUCUGAAGGAUUGACCUGAAACCAAGUUUGCCUUACUCUGUAUAUCUAUAGCUCUGCCUUCAAGGAGCAACAACUCCACAACCAGUGAAGCUACUGAUACUAGAGAUUCUUAACAGGGUGUUACUGUUCAAAUGUGUUCUUUUUCUUUUUGUUGUUUCCAGUGGCAGUGUCACACAUUCCCUCUGUGAGAAAAACCCAAAGUUAUCAUGUUUACAUUCUCCCAUAUUCACCUUUUUGAUCCAGAACGAUGACAAUGGCGGCAAAUUAAAGGUUUGCACUGGAAAAGGCGUAUUUUUCAGAAGAAGAAAGUUACGAUCUACUCCUUGUAACUCUAAAAUACUGUGGUGUAGCCAAACAAAUUUGUUAAGGAAUUGGCACAUAAAUGUGUCUUGCUUUGUUUUUGGGUUUUUUUGCAUUGCGCUUCGCCUUCAGGUAGCGCUGCACCGAAUAGUGAAGAAGGUUUCACACAUAAUCUACGCAUUUGAAUCUUAAUCAAUAUUCAAAUGCUUUCUCAUUUUUGUUGCAUAUCUAUCUAUUCUGUUUUAACCCGGUAUGUGUGCACAGUUGCAGAUGAAGAUAAUUAAUUAUAUACCAUUUUAAUAAUUAGAUUCCUGCGGUGGCUGCUUAUAAUUGUUUCUGCCUCAUACCAUCCGAACAUUUCCAAUAACUCCAGAGCAUUGGAAAGUUCAAACAUCAAAUCUUAUUGAUAAAAAGAUAGAUGUCAUAAUUUCCAAAAUUUCCCCACAUUUGUUAAUCUAAUGAAGUCUACUGCUUUAAUCCAUGUUUGUUGGUGUUUAGCCUUUCAAGAACAACUUUUUCCGCUGUCGUCAAAAAACAGUUUGCUCUCUUUCUUGCUGCAAACAAAGCACCCAUAUUCAUGGGGCGGCCUAGCAGCAAUCUAACAAUACCGAAAAGUACACCAAUAUAACCACAAUAACAAAAAAUAUAUAUUUUCUCUCUUUUUUUUUUAAGGUGAUGAUGUCGUAAAAUAUUAGGAAUAAUAAGCAAUUGAAGCUUUAUUUGAAAACCUCAAAAGUAGCUUUGAAUGUAACAAAAAAACGUUCAGUACAACCCUACCUUCAGGUCUCUCAUUCUUUUAUUCUCUCACUAAGGCAACAACGACUGUUAAAUAAGCAGCAGGAUAAGGGCUUGAUUAAAAUAAGCGCCUAAUAGUCUUUUGGCCAGAAAUAAUUGUGAUUUAUUUUCAAACUUGUAAGAAAUGAGCCAAGAACUGAAAGGUAGAGGGCAAAUAGGAAUUUCAGAAUGAUCUAAAAAUUAAUAUGUUGGUGUUGUUGCAUGUGCAAGAGCCUUGUCUCUCUAUUUCAAAUAAUCUAAACCAGUCCAACUCAACAAGUUCUCUUGAUAUAUUAAUUUAAAGUCAGGUUCACAGCACUGCCUCCAUCAGUACAAUUCCACAGUUUCUCUUUAUCAGAAUUAUUGUUCUCACUCUUCUGUUUUUUUGUAGCUACUGUCAAUUUCCCUGCACAGAUGUGUCAAAUCAGCUCUUAGCUCCCCAGUACAUUUGUGACUAAAGUAAAGUGGGAAAGUAAAAACAAACAUCUACAAUUCAUUAUGAAUUGACAAUAUAUUUAAUAGCAAAAGUACCACUACUAAGUUAAUAGCAGGAGACCUGUGGGAGCAGUUCCACAGUCUAUGACUGGGUUUACAUGCACACUACUGUCCUUGUGUUCAUGUAACAGUCGAGUUGUUAGCAUGUCUCUCAGUUAAAUAUUUUUCAUAUCCAGUUUUACAAAAUCUGAACAAACACCUAGAAAGUUGGAUUUGUUUUUACUUUAACAUCACAGUAUUCUUCUGUUGAUCAAUUUAAAAAGAUUUAAUUUUGUAAAACAAUGAGACAUGAAAACAUUCAGAGGAAUGGGAAGACUUCAUGGACAGCGCCGUAGUGCUGAUCCAGUGACCUCCAUGACAGGAGCCUAAUUGGCGGUAAUGCACAGGUGUUGACUGGUUAAAUGCGAUCGCGCCGAAAGUUAAUGAGGUGAUUGGGAGAUAAAUAUGCUAAACAGACAAAUUAGCAUCAGGGGAUGGCACUCAUCAUAAAUAUUCAUGGAGUAGUUUUAUGUUAUGGACACGCAGUAGCAUGCUACGGACAAAGCCAGUCCCUGAGGUUUCCUAAUGACUAUAAUCAGAAUGUGCUCGUUGGUAAUUUGAUACAAUGAAGCAGAAGCUAAACAUCGUUCUCAGUGAAGUGUCGGACUAGCAAGGUUCAAAAAGCAGAUUACUUACUAAGCCUGGGAUUUAUGUUCAGUGGAGGAUUAUGGGAUGUCUGUUUGGUAUUGCAGCUGAUCCACAGUAUGAUUGGAGCUUCAAACUGCAACUUCAAGCUUUCAACGGAAAAGUGUUUGAACUCCAUAUUGUGAAUGGAAUUGCUGAAGUGUCUUGUAUUUCAUGGUUACUGGUUAUGAAGGCACUGGUCUUAAUGGGAUGUGCACAGGUGAAUACUUAGGACCAAGGAUACCACCACCUUAUGUCUUACUUUUAUUUUUGUUUUUAAAUACCUUUUCAUCGAAAACGGAUCACAAAACUACUGGUCUGUGUGUCCUUUUGCAAGUCUUGAAAUAAAAACAAACUUAUUUUUUGAAUGGUUUUUUUCUUAAUAUGUAAGAGCAGAGUUCUUGUGGUUCCAAUUUUAUCCAUUCAAGAACAAAUUAGAAGAUGAGGCUGGGGUUGCUCUUCAUUUUUCUUGUUGUCAACCAAAGCCAACAGUGUGGGAGUGCAUCUCAAUACUAUUGCUUCCUAAUGAUGAUGUUGCAAAGAAAGAAAAAAAACCGCUCACAAACAUAUCGUUUUGUUUUAUUGGAAAAAAAGGCUCAGCAAUCUCCUAAAACAGCCGGGAACUGUAGUUAUUAUUUAAAGUUACUCAAACAGGAGUAAAUAGUGAAAUUGUUGGGGACUAUUUUCAGCUGUUGAUUAAUACACAAAGAUAUAGGAGGCUUUAGAUAUACAGGCAAUACCUAUUAGUAGAAUCAAUUAGUUGGUGUUGGUCUCCUAUUGGGUUUUGUUGAAAUAAAGAGAAAUACAGAAAAUCACCAGACUUAUCCUUUUAAUGCCAGGUGAUAUAAGAAGAGGAUGCUUGAAGCUUUGGAAUUUUUGAAUUGCGUCAUACCGUCAUCAUGAUAAUCAUGAUCAUCGUGAUGAACUGUUUCCUGUGAGGUGGUGUGUGUUGUUCUGGCACGUAGGUUUGACUGUUGUUGAUUCUUAGACUUCCGUUCUGUUAGCCAUUAACUUGUAUAAGCCGGUUAACUGUUGCACUCCCUCUGAUGGCCCUUAGUUGUAGAGUUUUAUAUCUUACCUUUUAUGUUUUUCAGAAAACGUGAUUUAGAAAACAUUUUAAAUACCUGAAAAUGUAUGAAACACAACUAACAACUAGCGAUUUAAAGUAUGUCUACUGCAUGACAGACGAUCGAUUGAUCUACCACAACUGGAGUUUCAUUUCACUAUUUUUUUAUCCUUAUAUUUUGUACUUGAUGCCUCUGCGUUAAAAAAUGGUGUCUUACUGCUUUGUCCCUCGUCCUCCUGCUGUUGCUCACACCCCCUCAUGUCAGUGAAGCAGCUGCUGUGCCUUUCUGCUUCUUCGUGUAUGCAGCAGUGCGUCUGUCUCAUACCUGCUAGUAGGUUUAAAACCAUUCAGUCCUCAGCAGCAGUGUCUUUGCUGAGUGAUAAAGGCCCACAGUGAAUGUAAGUGUGCUUCUCUGGUUCUGUGUGAAUGUGUUUACUCACGGAAACAUUUCUGCAACACGCUAGUAUGAUUUGAGACUUGCGUGGCUUUAUAAAACACUAAAGAUAAGUUCAUUAGGGACCAAUCACUCUUGCCCCUUUUUGAGCAAGCAUACAAUCAUAUACGUCAGCAUGCUCUGCAAAGACACAGCUGUUGUUCCCCAAUGUGAAUGUACCCGCACCGAAUGUCUCCACGUGUUUGGAUUUUAAUGGAGUUACUAGUGAUGUAAGUGAUCAGCUUUCCUGUGCACUCGUCCGUUUGGUGCCGUUUUAGUGCUUUGAGAUGCACAUCAUCUCCCUCUUGUGAAUUGGUGGCAAACACUACUUUGUAGAACAAAUUAGUAGAGAUGAAAGCUGUGUGUUUUUUUUAUUUUUUAUUAAUAUAAAUGUGAUUUUUAUCGGUCUUCACUGUGAUCAUGUCAUAGUUCCAGAUUUACACGUGAGGGAUUUCUUUCCAAACUGAAAAAAAUCAUCACUUGGGGGGUAAAACAAACAAAAAAAGUGACAUUUCCUCAGACAAAAUGAUGUUUUGGAAUAUUAGGCAUUUAAACUGAGGUUACGUUUUGUGCUUUUGUCUUAUAUUUUAGAGUAGGACAGAAAAUCAGCUCCUUGAAUACUUCCAGAAUGAGGUUAUAACUUUAAUGUUGGAGUGAAUUAACACCAGGAAUCAAAGUCUACAUUUCAUUAGCACUCAAGUUUAAAUACUGCCAUUUUUAUAACCUGUAAAACAAACAACGGUCCUGUUGCUCUCUUGUUGGAGUGCAGCUGUGAAAUGUGUCAAUAUAUCAUGUAUUCAUUUUGAGUUACAUAUUUUGAACUCCGACAAAAGGAUAUUUUACAGGAAGAAACAAGUAAAUACUUUAUCCACAUUAACUUUAAUGCUAGUUAUUCUCUUUUUAUUAAAAUGGGUCUGGGUGUGCAAAAAGAUGAAGUUGAUUUAUGGAAAUGAAGUAAAGUGUAGCUUAUUGUCCAAUAACUUUCCUGUCUUGGUAGUACAGUAGGUGAUACCUCAGACCAUGUUUUGGUAUCUUAUUUUACUAUCAAUCAAAUGUACAUCAUGCAGCAUAUAGUAGGAUAAAAACAUAAAAUAGCCUAAAGACAGAUAUCAGACAGUUAAGAGAUUUCUCCCCUCUUUGUGUGAGCUCCUUCAUGUUUCCUAAGCUUUAUUAGCAAUUGAAUCAAAACACACUUAAGAAAAAUAAUCCAUCACCUGCUCCACUCACUCCACUCAUCCAUCCUGCAUAAACUUGAGCUGAAAACAAAGACAAGGCUCUCAGUUCAACUUACUGAAAACGAGUUGCUCAGUCAGACCAAAUUCCCUUUCAGAAUCGAGCAUUUUAACAGCUUUUUUUAUUGAGCAUUUAGGAAGUUUAUUCCAAUGUUGAAUCAGCAUGAGUCAUCUGAUGGUCCCAGCACAUACAUCUCGCAUUUAGGUAAACUGUCGUGCAAUACCACAGUAUGACAUGACUAACAACAAGAUAACCAACAUUGAACUCUAUCAAAACCAUCAUCAAACCUGGUCGUUGUCACAUUGGUUGUUUGUAUUCACUAUUACUUUCUUUACCAAGUAUUGAAAAAUGUCAUUAAAUAAGACCUUUCUUUUCCACUGUCUAUGUGAUGAUAUGGAGGUAAAAAUUAUUUAAAAUGUUUACUACUGUUUUUAAGUGCUUUAUAAGUCUGGUAACCCUAUCAGUUUGUCUUUAUUCUGCUUCUGCCUAGAGUGACUUUAAAACCUGUAACCUCCUGCUGGCUGGUCCUUGUUGUGCAGAAAUAAUUAGUCCUCCGACCUUUGCUAAUACACUGCAACAGGCCGUCAGAUGAAAGAAGAGAAAAUGUACCUUAUCUGAGGGGUUGUUUUCUUUUAUUUGUAUUUUCUUCCGAGGCUCUGGUGUGGAAGAGUAUUUUCUCCUCAGGUUUAGGCAUUAUUGUGUCAAAAUUGAUUGCUUUGAUGUUUUUUUAUAUUUCUCACAUUUGUAUCUGAUGUCAUUGUAAAUGGGGUAAACUGUGCAAUUUUUGGCACUAUUGUUGUUGCAAUAA